Molecule: messenger RNA, 8476 nt
Organism: Synchiropus splendidus (mandarinfish)
Lineage: Eukaryota; Metazoa; Chordata; Actinopteri; Syngnathiformes; Callionymidae
Gene: kmt5c
Product: lysine methyltransferase 5C
Exons: 9
Coding region: 1031-6934 (1967 amino acids)
Cellular component (GO): nucleus
Molecular function (GO): protein binding; histone H4K20 methyltransferase activity
Source: RefSeq, a predicted model, not a curated record
CUUGCAUAUCUUGGUUUCCGACAGAUUUUUAUCCAAUAUUAUCUUAGGACGGACAUUUGUAUUGCAUUCUGUAACGCAAUGUUUUUGCAGGAACUUCAUCUUUUUUUUUUUAAUCAAACACGUUUUUCUUAAAUUUUCCCACAGCGAGUUUUUUGAGGGCAGAUGUAGUGAUGAUGUGACGUCGAGCAAUGAAGUUGAUGGAGGACAGGCGUGCUCUUGGGACGGCCAUGGUAGGCCGAGGACGCCAUGAGGAAAUGCCCUCAAGAAAGCAUAUCCUGGAAUUAAAAACUCACCCCCGAGGAAACACAUUUUUCCCACCUAUUUUUGUGUAGCAGCCCUGCUGAUGUCUUGCUACUAUAUAUGGAGAAUAAUGGGCGUUUCCGAUGCGACAGCCAGAAUACUCGGAACACGGAAGCGUUUCGAUACGUCUUUAUUUUGUCGUCAUAACUCCGAGUCUUGACGAGUCGCAGGCGUCCAGUGGUGCACUGUCGCAGCAGGCGGGAGAUCUGGAAUUUGUAUACUGCUCGUCUGCCGCUGAACAGCAGCUUUAACGUCAACACACUGGCUGCCUCCGCCCACUUUGCACAUGACCAAUCACAGGGCGAUCAACUAUAGCCUACUUUUCAUUUGUCAGAUUGACCUUGACAGCAGCGAAUAGCGGUGCUGGUGGGCGUGUCCAAGCGUGUUCGGUUGCGCUGGACGUCGCUCAUCAACUUUUGCUAUCAGCGGAGGCUCCGCAGAGCUGCAACUGAUAUUGCUCAAUAUCAUCAAUGUCCCGCGUCUCAGUCCAGCUCUUUUGACUCUCAGCCCACCAAUGGUGACUGCGAGAGAGCCUGCAUUCGCCGCGACGUCGACUCGCUCAGGAAAGGGCUUGGAAACAGGUUUUUUUUUUCUGCAGCGCUGGUCGUGGAAGGGCUCGCGGGAUGUGUUGCUAGGCUAGCCUCCCGAGCGAGCGAGCCAGCUUGUUUGUCCACCCGACGAUACUUUCGUUGACUACUAAAUCCUCCCAGCAUGCUGAUGGUGGGAGGACAUGGACGGAUGCACUAGAAUGAGUGUGAGGGAGCUGUGUGAGACGGAUGACCUGGCCACCAGUCUGGUGCUGGACCCUCUUUUGGGGUUCAGCACCCAUAAAAUGAACAUCAGCACACCUCCAGAGGUCCGCCGCUGGGGGAAUCUCAAGGAGACGCUCCUGCGUUUCCAGCGGACCCACGACUUCAGCGCGACGUUCGAGGCGCUGAUGGUUGGUGAGCUGGCCAGUGAAUAUUUCAACUCGCUGGGAACCCACCGGCAGGAGCUCCUGAGACAACAUGUGUAUCGAUACCUCAACGCCUUCCUGCUUGAGAGUGGAGUCAAGAUUGAGUCGUGCGACAGAUACUCCUCUGAGACCAAUGGAGCAAAGAUAACCUCCACCAGACACUGGUUCGCCGGGGAGCGGGUGGAGGUACUGCUGGGCUGUGUGGCAGAGCUGAGUCCCGCUGACAGCGCCGUGCUGCAGGCGGGAGUCAACGACUUCAGCGUCAUGUACUCCACACGCAAGCGCUGUGCACAGCUCUGGCUCGGCCCCGCAGCUUUCAUAAACCACGACUGCAAACCAAACUGCAAGUUUGUCCCCGGUGAGAAGAAUGGCGCCUGUGUGGAGGUGAUUCGUCCCAUCGCGCCUGGGGAGGAGAUCACAUGUUAUUAUGGUGCCAGCUUUUUUGGGGAGGGCAAUGAAAUGUGUGAAUGCUGUACCUGUGAGAAGAAAGGAGAAGGUCACUUCAGGCACAGAGGGAAGAAACCUGACAGCGAGGAGGCCAAGGACCCUGUGGGGCAAAAGUACCGCUUGCGAGAGCGAUACCUCCGUCAACACAGGGAGAAGGGACACUUCUCAUCCAAGCCUGGCUUACACUCAGCCAUCCCCUCCAGGAACUCCUUCACCCAGCAGAUGAGGAGAAACGCCUUGAAGAACCGGAAACUUCAUCAAACGAAGAGGUGGAGACUGGAGAAACAACGGCUCUCUGGAAAGCACUCUUGGAACGUUUGCGUGGACAAACGGCAGCAGGCGAUUCCCCCAGCUCCCCGUGUUGACAUGAAGGACCUCAGAGUCAGCGUACGCCGCCACUCAGUGGAGUUCCUGCUUAGCUGCAAGGAUCCAAAAAGCAAAGAGCGAGCCUUGCUGCUCCAGCUGGAGGAAGAAUAUCUGAAAGAUAAGAAAUUGACUGUUGAAUGUAACGGUGCCGAUAAAAAGGCUGUGGCUUCCAACUUGAACACUGUGGCAGCACUGCAAAAGCCUACACCAGAGGUGACAUGCCCAAACACAGAGGCAAUCAAAGUUUUGGAUCCACUGACCUUGUGUGGAUCGUCGAGGACAAGGAGCUGCGCUACGAUGGACUCUGGUGACGCAGCACGUGCCUCAGCCGCCAUUAACUGUGGAGAUAAAACUGGCCGUGGAAUAAGAGGAGGGAAAACACAGAAGAGUGAAACUGACGACACAAAGUCUGAAAUUACGCCAAAAACUGACAUCAACAAGAAUUCACGAAAUUCGCAGGUUUUGGUGGAGGGAUUGAAAAAAGCGCCCGACAAUCCGCUGAUCGCUCUAAAGCAAUAUGUUACUGUCAAUCUGUCCAGACUAUCAGUCCUGCCAAAGGUUCGUGCCGAGAAAACUGUAGAGGACAUUGCGGAGAGGGCUGAGCUGAGAGGAAAGAUGAGGCAGAUCCAGGGACUCAGGCCGCUUGUCCCAACAUUGCAGGCAGAGAAAAGGUGCCCUGGUUCUCAACACAUUCAAGUAGCAGCCUCAGAGACAACUGAAAGGAAGAGGGAGGUGAGGGAGUUGACUCCGCAUGCCACUAAAGGAAAGGUAAGGAAGCACCCAGCAAGUGAGCGUGUGGCUGAUUCAUCACAUUGUGAAAGAAAAGAUGAGGUUAGCCAAACGCAAAUUGCAUUGGGAAUAGAAUUGGCAUGUGCACAAAAAGACCAGAAAGCUGAUAUAACGGACAAAAGUGAGAAAAGAAACUCUGCAUCCAGUACAGAAUGUAAUAUUAAAAAGUCCCAGAGAGCCGUUGAAUGUGAAGUUGUUUUGUCUGGCAAAAAACAGGCAGAUGUGCAAAUGAAAGAACAGGAGCAGGGUGUUGUUGUUGUUAAACCUCAAGAGCAAUUUAGUACAAGUCUCAAGAGACUGCCAGCCUAUCUGCCUGCAGACGACAUUGUCAUUAAGCCAGCAAAGGUUCUAGUAUUGGAUAUCUUUAAAUUCAACAAACCUCUCAUUGAUAAAAUGUUACAGGGAGAGAUGUCUACCUCGUCUCCUGGACAACCACAAGCACAGGAAAUGCACAGAAGUAAAAUUAGGUGUGGGCGAAGUCGGCGCAUGGCACAGAAAAGGUUUAUAAAAAGACGAAGGAUGCAGCACAGGGCGGCAAAAGUGAAGGCUCAGGAGAAGAAAAGUACAAGAGGAAGCUUGUGCAAAGAGAGUCCAGUUACAAUCAAGACAGAGACUUUUGAAAGUCGGAUACUGUCAAAUCCGAGACGUGAAGGAGCGCCAGCCACCUGUCCAAAUAAUCUACCUCUGAAGUCGCAGAUUUCUGGCAAAACUCAGUGCCCUCCCCAGUCACAUUUCCAGUCCAACAUACCUCUGAAGAAACGUGCAUUUCACAGUUCUGUGGACUCUGAAGUCAAUCAGAAUGCUUUGUUAGACCGAGUUAUAAACCCACUGAACUUAAGAGAAACUAGACAAAAGCCCAAGUUGUGUUCAGAGGAGAAUAGCAGCUCCAAAAAAGACGAAAGAGGAAGGGUUUCCAGAUCAGAGACUCAGAAGCUGAACUCCAAGAGGAGUAUCCGGCAGACUGCGUUUAAGCGGGUUCUUCGGCCUAGAAGUACUGAAGAACAGCGAAGCCAUUUGAUGAGGAAAGUGAGAAAAUGUAAAAUGGAGGGGUCAGAUGAGGAUCAAAUGGGAAGUUCUGUGCCAUUCGUGAGCCAAGAGAAGGAAACAAUAGCUCCCCAUCAACACCAUUCGAAUACAAUUGAAAUAAUAUCCUUAAAAAGUGAGGAGGAAUCCUGCCAGCAAGAAAUACAUUCAGAGCCGUCAAAGCCCGAUCUCGAUUUUAGGAUUCGAUUCAAAAGAAGAAGAGGGAAAGUUUGGGAGUUGCAGUGCCCUGGAAUCGACACAGUGGCAUUUAAAGCUGAAAGGGUGGACGGUUUCAGUUGUGAUCCAUUCAAAGCCAUCAUGGACUCUGUGUCCAUUUUAAAUAAGGAGAUGCAGGAAGCUCAGGCACAUGUUCAGGCCAGUCGCAAGUCCAAAAAAAGGUUGCGCUUAAAGAAAAGACAUAAAGGUCCUGUUGAAGAAAACAAUACGGUCCCGCUUGUGGCAGAUAUUCCCAGAUCAACGGAACACAUACAUUUGGGUAGCAGUGGGGAAGGCCAGAAAAGCGACAGCUCUAGUGGUGAGGCUGUAUCAGUGAUAAGAAGAGAAACAAAAGUCGAAGCUGGUCCUUUCAGAAGCAGCUGCACCUUUGAAAGUGGUCCACAACACAAACUGUCGUCUGAAUUUGAUUGCAGUGGCCUUACUUUGCCUGUUCUCAAAUUACGGAGAAAAGUGCAAGAUAUUUGGGAGGUGGGCAGCCACGAUGACGAGCCAACCUCUCCUCAAUUCAAACCAGAGGCCAACAUAAAGAAUGAAUUCAAAGGUCAGACGCUCUUGAAGAAAGGGCUUCUAGAUGUCAACAAACUCAAAGAUGAGACGCCUCACAGACCGAGCUGCAACCUGGCCCUGCAAAAACCAGGGCCACUUCAGAUGUCUCUGUCCCUGUCUCCACUGUCCCUGUCAUCCCCUCUGACUGACAACAGGACUGAGGCGAUCAACGCUGCCACAAGUGUCAUCACUGAAAGACUGGAGAUGAACCAUGCAGGAAGGAGAGUGCGGCACAAAAUGGAGCGACCAAACAAAAGUGGACUGGUAGAAACACCCACUUGUCUCAGUCAUAGUCUUCAGCAGAUUGACAACAGUCUCUCUCGGCUGUCUGAGGGCUUGUGUUCAUCGCAGACUUUUGAAAAGUCCGCGUCCUCCAUCCAUGCCUCCUGUUCAGUCAAUCAGCCUCCAUCCAAGUCCCCUCCAUUUGCACCGGAGAACAUGCUGGCCACUGAGCCCUCCUUCCCUAAUGUUUGCGAUGAUAUUCUGGACUUUCAGUGUCUUAACUUUGAGGGUUACGACCAACCCCAGAAUAUACUCCCUUCCUCUCCGUCUGAUCUUUGCUCUCUGGAGCCACCAACAGACCCAUUUAGCAGCCCCCUUUCUCACAGCCCGUCUGACACCUGGAGUUCAGAAACUCCAUACCUGGGCCCACCAAGUCCAGGAAAUAAUUUCACCAGUGAAGAUCUACAGUUCUUUCCUGGUCUUGUCCCUUCAAAAGCGGGCUCUGUUCCCAUUGACUGUGAUUUAAAGGAUGCCCAAAAGGAGAGACUAGCUCCCAUCUCAAGUUUUACUUUCUCUGGUUUCUCUAGCUCUGAGUUAGCAAUGAAAGAUAGGAUUGUAAAUAAAAGUGCUGGAGCACGAUUGAGCAAAGAGGACAUCAAGUGUCAACCCCCGCCCAUCUUCAACAGGCCUCGAAUGUUUGGCACCGGAUCCUCUUCUGUUACAUCGCAACAAACACCAACCUCAAUGAAUGCCAAAGCAAGCAGCAGCCAGUCGAAAUCCCAGUCCAGCCUUAAAUCAAUCGGGCCUUUCCAUCGCGUGAGCGUUCCGACCAAAUCCAACAUUUUUUCUAGCACUCAACCGAAUACGCUCCGAGGAGUCUCCCAGUCUCCCUCUGCCAGGUUGGCUCCACCAUCUCAUCUGACAAACAAGUUUCUUGCGCCUCAACUGUUCACUUUAAAAAGUCCCAACCCCCCCGAUAGUCCUCUGAACUUCUCUGAGAAGCCCUCGUCAGUCAUUCACCGGGUGUUAAAGUUUCAAGGGGGGAACCAGACCCAGAACCUUUACAGUGGCCCAUGUAAGGAAUCCACUGGCAGCCCUCUCUGCUCCAAGACAUUCAGUCCAAGACCAGACGGUGGAGACAAGGCCAGUCAGAGACUUGCUGCUGGUGGGGAGCGUCUUCACAAAGGCCACAUUCCGCAUCAAAGCUUUGGAAAGGAUGUCAUCUAUCAUGGGUCUGAUGUCGGUGUCUCACGAUCCACCCUUCAGUCCCACACCGGCAAAUCAGACUCUUCAUUUACACAGUCCUUCAGUAAAAAGAUGCCAUCUGAAAAACACGAUGGUGGCGAGAACGUUUAUAAAAACUUUGCAGCAUUGCCAAGACCCUUCUUUUUCCCGAGCAAAGUCCCGGAGAGUUAUUUGCCACAACAGGACAAGAAUUGUAAGCAGGACAAACCCUCCCAUCUCAUCCAAGACAAGCACCAGCAAUUUUACACUCAGCAAGAUCCUUUUGACUUCAGUUUUGGCUCCAGCCUUUCGCCAAUGCCUCAACACCACGGCGCCCAAGCGGGCCGCACUACUCCUCCUGGAACACCAACACCAGCGAAUAAAAGUCAGUCAAACUCCCAGGCUUCUUUUUCGUAUGGUUAUCAAGGGCCUCCUUAUGUACUCAACUUCAGCGGGGAUCAUUCGCUGACCCUCGGCCUCAGGGAUGGCCCUGACGGUUACCCGGGCCUUGGCUCGACAAAUUACACCUACCACUGCCUGAUGGAGCCAUCAGGCACCCAAGGUCGGCUUGUCCUGGAACCAUGUGGACCGCAGCUGUCUAACCCUCCUUCCUUUUCUUUGGGGGGAUUCUCUGGGCAUAAAGGUCCAGAUGAACACUGCAGGAAAGACAUGCAGCAACAGCAGUUUCAAACUGGGGAGCACCAAAAUCUUCCCCACUACGGACCUGUUACAUCUUCUCACUCCAUGGGGUCCACAAAACCCCGCCGGGUGAGGCUAGUGGUCACAGAUAACAUGGUGGACUUGGAUCUCCAGUACUCCGACUGAUAACUGUCUCUCGUCUUUGCUCUAAUUUAUUGUCCCCAGAAACCCUGCACCUCAUUUUCUAGGAGAUUCUGGUCGACCAUGGUGGUUUGACUUGUUCACAAUUUUCUGUAACAUUUUAGCCAACUGUGAAUAAAAAACAGUAGAAUGGAUUUGUAGAUUACACCAUUUUAAAUAUAAUACUGUAUAUUACUACCUAUAUUUGUGACCCAGAUGAACUGGGCCCUCCUCAUCGGUAACAUAGGUAGAACUUUUAGACGUCGGUCACGUUGAUGUGUACCAGUGUUUUUUCCUCAGGCAGCUUUGUGCCUCUGUUUUUGGUAUGUUCGUAUGACUUUUUAAAUCACCUGGGGUGACAGCCGCCUCAAUUUUUAUAUGAUUGAUCUUUUCCUCACCUGUGCGCGUGCGUGUGCAUGCAUCUGGCGGCUGGUACGUGAGGGAUCAGAGUACGAUACCGUGUGUCGUUGGGCCUGACUUGGUGGAGGCAAAAGGCCCCUGCAUGUAGUGUUCAGUAAUAUCUAAUAUAUGUAUUCAAAUAUAUAAAUAUAUAAUAUUCAGCUUUUCUGAGUGAGAAUGUGACGUGAGUUGCAGCCUUUUAUUGCUGCUCCUGUUAAACCGUAAUUGUUUUUUUUUUUUUUGUUUGUUUUUUAAGGAGGCUUUUGAAAAUCAACAAUGUCAAGUGAGAAAGCUAGAAUUUCCCGACAUGUUUGACUGAAACGAAAUUCAUACACAUCUAAUGUCGCAUGAGGUUUGCUGCUUCAGUCACUUAAAAGUGUCUGAUUUAUUGCAAGUGCCCGCUUUGGACCAAACUGCCACGACAAAUCGGCAGAUGAUUACAGCUGGGACUGCAUUUUAUUUGGUCUCUUUGGAAUCUUUUCUGUUAGGUUCUGGCUUGUUUGCCUCAGCCACUAGAGGGCACACAUCGCUUUGGAAUAUUCAGUCACAGUUGCUUCAUCGGGCCAACUAAAGAUGACUGAGAGGGAUCCUUCCUCUCACCACAAGCACUUUCUGCAGAGGUCGUGAGAUGUAGUUUUCUGGCUGUAGUACAAAUCAAAAAGAAAGAAUGUUAAAUAGUACCAUAAUUGUCUCGCAGAUGAGUGGCGGAAAUGACUUUAUGUUUGGGCCAGUUUUAAAGGCGUUUUCGAACAAUCUGUUGAGCUGGUUUAUACCACAAGUUGACCUGCAUUUGUCGCCACCUCAGGCGGGUUUGUUAACGGUUGAUUGUUGAGGUGAACAUUCCUUGUUACCUUUCUGGCUGAUAUUCACCGACAGCACCCUGUGCUCUCGCCCAACAAGGCCAAUUAUUUAUUUUGAGUGUCCUCUCUCUUGAAAUGGUGCUUUAAUUUAUAUUUCACUUGUGCAGACUAUUAAAUGUUUCUAUGGUUAUUUAAAGGGGACAGAAUUAUUCUAUUGAUAUCUGAGUCAGACACCGUUCUUGUUUCAACUUAUCGGUAAUACUUUUUUCAAAAUUGUCGUACAGAAUAUCUGCUGUAGAAAUGUUCAACUGUAGCUUAUGAUAUUAAAGAUACUGAAUUACAAUUUUGG